AUGAGUAAACCAAUCAAUGUGUACUCUAUUUCAGAGGUAGCACUAAGUUUAGACGAAAGCUUGCCUGACAUUUUUGGAAGAUUGGAUUAUAAACAAACGUUUAGAUUAAUUGAUCAAAAAUUAAUCAUUGGUUAUUCAAUUGCCAUUGUGGCCGCUACAAGUUUCAUCCUGGACAAAAAAUUUGGACACAAUGAAGUCAUUCCAUACCAAACAGCUUUAGUUUCCUUUUAUUUUAUAUUAUCCAUCAUCUUCUGGUAUUUCAAGAAAUAUGUAGAGAAAUCUACCGUUUACGAAGGGACUAAUACAAAGACUGGGGAGAAAAUUAGUGUUAAAACCUCUUACGUUGAAGCAGAGCCCUUUUAUAACUUUGUUCUAUCUAAUUCUAAAGGCAAAAGUCUCAAUGUGAAACUGGAAAUUAAUAAAGUUUUCAAUGAACCAGGUUUCUUACAGACAAAUUUAUUCUAUGAAUGGAUUAAUACACAAUUGCAAACGUUGGAUGCUAAAAAAAAUGAAUGA
Messenger RNA from Kazachstania africana CBS 2517, 516 nucleotides. It is a transcript of the gene SPC2, whose product is annotated as signal peptidase complex subunit SPC2. Gene Ontology annotation, biological process: protein targeting to ER. Bases 1 to 516 code for a protein of 171 amino acids. The transcript has a single exon. The record is from RefSeq and is a predicted model, not a curated record. Lineage: Eukaryota; Fungi; Ascomycota; Saccharomycetes; Saccharomycetales; Saccharomycetaceae. Gene Ontology annotation, cellular component: membrane; signal peptidase complex.